CUUCAUUAUGACAUCUAUUAAAUAGCUAGAAUAAAUACCGUAUUGCAAAGAAUUAUAAAUAUAGAUUGUCUAAGCUUUGAGCCAAUAGAAUGAUGUUGACCCGAUUGAAAGAAAUAUGAAACAAUGUCUUUGUUAAUCCCUGUAAGUGCUCAUUUUGGAGCUCAGUACUCAGUUUGUUCUGACAUCCGUGAAGCCAUCAAAAACAUUGAGAAAAAAUUGAGUCCGGGCCAAUUGCAAGAAUUUCGCAAGACUCCAAUUGGCCACUUCAUGGGGCUUAAGAACCUCCAAUUUUCUGGCCAGAUCAUUCACCAAAUGCUUUUGUUGCUUGUUGAGGAUCAACCUGACGAUGAAUUCUGGAUCCUUCGAAAUGGUGAAAUUGUCAAAUUCACUUUCAACGACUGGUGCAGAAUUACAGGGUUGCCGAACACAAAGAGGUACCCAGCUCUUAACGACAAACAGCUUGGACAGAGCUCACUGUGUCACACAUUCUUAGGAGGGGAGGUCACGAAGUGCACCUUCAAGCAUGUCCGAGAGAAGUAUGUUGCAGCGGAGAAUAACAUGGAUUCGGAGAAAAUGGUUGACUUUUCCAUGCUCUACUUCAUUGAGUCUGUCCUUCUAGCAAAGGAUAGAUCUACAUGCAUCGAAUCAACCCAUUUGCAUCUUGUCGAAGAGCCCAAAAAGUUCAAAUCUUAUCCAUGGGCUUGGGAGUCGUACUUACUUACUAUACGACAUAUGAAAGGUGCAAUGGAUGGUCAGCCCGAAAAAUUUGAAAAUAAGAGCAAGGAAACCUCAAACUACAAAUCCUUAAAAUACACCUUCUAUGGUUUUCCAUUGCCUAUUCAUGUGUGGGCUUAUGAGUGUUUUCCGGAGUUGGUUGAAAAAAACCUUGCUCUAAAAGAGGGGACUUCGUCUUGUGAAAUUAUUAAUUGGGCAUCAAAGAAGUUUCCAAAAGCAGUGACACUUAAGGACAUUUUCUUUCGUGAUUUGCAACAAAAGAAGAAUUCUGAUGCCGAUACCCUUCGAGCCAUUAGAGAUUUGAGGAAAAGGAUUGAUGGAGUUGAAGUGAAGAUUGAUGCCAUCAAGAAGUUGUUGGUGGAGGUUGUUAUGAAGCUGAAUUCAAGUGGCCGAAGGAGAAGAUCUGUUAGAAUUCAGAGACAGAAGAGAGCAAGGACAAAGGCGGCUGCUGCGGAAGAUGAUGAGGUUUCAGAAGAAGAUGAUGAAAUCGAGGAGGGUGCUGAGGAAAAUGAGGAAGAGACUGGUUCAGAUGAAGAUGCAGAUGAGCCUCAGGAAAAUAAGGAGGAGAGUAUGGAAAUUGAGGACGACACUGAGGAGACGGGGGAAACUGAAGAGGAGAAUGCGCUUGGGGAGAAUGAGGAUACUGAGAAAAAUGAGGAUGAGCACAGUCCUCUAGAGAAGUCUCACAAGGACGAGGAUCGUGCCGAAAUGGAGGGGACUGCUGAACAUGAACCCCAAGACAUCAUGUUUGUUGUGGAUUCACAUAUGGUUGAAGUGGAUGACAAGGAGGAUGACGAUUUAGAUGAAGACAAGCUUCUCAUGGAAUUGACUCUCAACAAGGAAAAGCUGUUGGGUAAGGGAAAACAUGUGAUCAACGAACCGUUACAGAAGAGAAAGAGACAAAAAUCAAAGUACUACUGCAGCCCUUUUACAGACCCCCGACCGCGUAAGAUUGCGCGACCAAAUGUGAAUCCGUUCACAAUUGAAAUAACAGCUGAAGAUUGGAACAGUCUUGAGAGUUGGAUACAUGAAGCGGACAAUGUCUCUCCCAUGACAAUUGAACUACAGUCCAAAGGUGUUGGUCACGUGAAUCGAGACUUCUUCCGUGAUCUUAUAGAUCAGGAAAAAUGGCUAAGCAAUGAUCACCUGGAGGCUAUUAUGGACAAUAUGCUGGAAGUUCUCAAUGGGAUAGAGCGCAAGAACUACACUGCUGUUGGACCAGUGUUUGUGAACCACUUACUACGUAUGAGUGCCGAUGAAUGUGUGUGGUCUAAGGAUAAGUUCUUAAACAAGUUUGAUUGGUCUGGCGUUGAAAAGAUUUUUUUGCCCGUUAAUGGAGAUGGGAGGCAUUGGCUUCUAGCUGAAAUAGAUCUCUUGCGAAAUCAAGUUCGAGUUUACGACUCCUUGAAAGGGCCGAAAUCCUCAUUCUACGUUAAAGAAGUAACUGCAGUUCUGAACACAUGCCUGAUUUCCGAUGUCAAUUUGCAGCUAGGUUAUGGCGUGGAAGGAAAACUACCAAUAUUUAGCUUUUUCACAAUCAUAUUGUAGGGAUCUCACAUAUGUUUGUGAAACUCUUUGUAAUGGUUUUUGUGCUUUGUAAUGUAUUUUUUGGGGAAACACUUGUUAAUGAACAAUCUGUUACUGU
Cuscuta campestris is the source of this 2380-nucleotide messenger RNA. Lineage: Eukaryota; Viridiplantae; Streptophyta; Magnoliopsida; Solanales; Convolvulaceae. The record is from the annotation of a GenBank genome assembly.